AUGGAGCUUGCUGCUGGAGUGGAAGACGGGGUCCAAGAGGGCUGGGGCUGGGGGGUCCAUGCCAGUAAGCCUGCUGUCUCCCGAGCCUGUCCUCACCGCUAUGUUAGCCGUGCGGCGCCCUCUGGUGGGCCCAGGCUGCGGCUGUUCUCAGGUUCUCUGUCAGUGGAGAUGCCAGGAAGGUCUCAGAUAGCAUACGUGAAUGGCAAUGUGACACUCUCCUGCCAAAUCCCUGGCUGCCCCAGCCUGGACACCAGGAUUAUGGGUGUUACCUGGUAUCGGAAGGAUCUGGUGUCUGAAGCAGAAAUCAAGGUGUUUGAGCUUUAUGGAGAUCAGCAAAAGGCAUUCCGACGUGGGGCCAUGGUGUCUGCACAGAAGCUGAAGAGGGGUGACGCCUCCCUCCAGCUGCCUGGGGUCGGGCUGGGGGAUGCAGGCGAAUACCGGUGUGAGCUGACGGUCACCCCUCAGAAGGCAAAAGGAUGGGUCUUGUUGGAAGUUCUCGCUAAACUAGCCAUCACAUUGAAAAAACCCAUAGUGAAAAGUAAUGGCACACACCUUGUGUGUCAGUCAAGUGGGUUCUCCCCAGAAUCCAUAAGCAUAACAUGGGUGAAGUGGACCCAGAAGGCUCCCCAGAGCCAAAGGAUUUCCAAGGACAACGUUACUGGUCCCACCGUUAAGAAUGAGGAUGGUGUAUUUAGCAUCACCAGCUACUUGAAACUCAAUGCCUGUCUGGAAGACAAUGGGACCAUCUACCAGUGUGUGGUGGAGUACCCAUCUUUGAGCAUCUCCCAGAAGGUGAACUUCACACUGCCUGUGAUAGAAGCUGAGAGGAUUCAUCUCUCUUUGGUUGAUAAAAGAUUCAUUUGGUAUUUUGCACUGAUUUUUUAAAUUUUGUUUUUGGUACUGACAACUUGGAAAUGUGCUUGUAAGGAAGACGGUGGAACCACUCAGCAAAAUCUAAUCCCCGUUUUUAAAAUUAGGAAAAGGUGCUGUUAUGCAACAUCCAGCGAUGAAGGUACAGAAGAAACCACGGUCCUGAAUACUUCGGUAGUUUACACAUAUGA
Molecule: messenger RNA, 1061 nt
Organism: Fukomys damarensis (Damara mole-rat)
Lineage: Eukaryota; Metazoa; Chordata; Mammalia; Rodentia; Bathyergidae
Product: natural cytotoxicity triggering receptor 3 ligand 1-like
Exons: 6
Coding region: 1-885 (294 amino acids)
Biological process (GO): cell surface receptor signaling pathway; cellular response to lipopolysaccharide; positive regulation of T cell proliferation
Cellular component (GO): external side of plasma membrane
Source: RefSeq, a predicted model, not a curated record